Molecule: messenger RNA, 2642 nt
Organism: Oncorhynchus mykiss (rainbow trout)
Lineage: Eukaryota; Metazoa; Chordata; Actinopteri; Salmoniformes; Salmonidae
Source: RefSeq, a predicted model, not a curated record
UUGCUAAGGGAAGUGACGACACCGACGUACAACAGAUUGCUGAACGACGAGAAGUCGCAUAUUAACUAUGUGGAAAAAGCCAGACGCAGAGACAGUGGUAAAAGAACAUAGCAAAAAAAUACAAGGGCAACGUCUUCAAAAUCCAUCUUCAUCUUCGGGAAAAGCAAUUCGGGAUGAUAUUGAAAAUAGCAAGAGCAUAAACUACACACGUUAACCUUCAAAACAAACCCAGUAUUAUGAUUUUAUGACAUUAGGAUUGUUUUAAAAAGAGAGGUGAAAGAUAGUUUGUUGGAUUGUAGCUAGGGACAGUGUUACUAUAUCCGGAUAGAUAGACUACGGGAAGCAGAAAGAAGAGAGAGAAAAAUAAACCGUUUCUGGAAAUAAUUUUGCCUUUAAAAAAUAUAUUUGGACUAAAACUUUUUGGGACUUUUGCCUGAAACAUUUUUUUUGUGGAUUUUGAGCUAGCUUGCUAGCUGUAAAUUGUCAAUCAUGGAAUUGAGAGUGGGAAACCGAUACAGACUGGGCAGAAAAAUUGGAAGUGGUUCGUUUGGAGAUAUUUAUUUGGGUACUGAUAUCUCGGUAGGAGAGGAGGUGGCCAUCAAGCUAGAGUGUGUGAAGACCAAGCACCCGCAGCUCCACAUCGAGAGCAAGAUCUACAAGAUGAUGCAGGGAGGAGUGGGUAUCCCAACGAUAAAGUGGUGUGGGGCGGAGGGCGACUACAACGUGAUGGUGAUGGAGCUGUUAGGACCCAGUCUGGAAGACCUGUUCAACUUCUGCUCCCGCAAGUUCUCCCUCAAGACUGUCCUGCUGCUGGCUGACCAGAUGAUCAGCCGUAUAGAGUACAUCCACUCUAAGAACUUCAUCCACAGAGACGUGAAGCCAGACAACUUCCUGAUGGGCCUGGGCAAGAAGGGCAACCUGGUGUACAUCAUCGACUUUGGCCUGGCCAAGAAGUACCGCGACGCCCGCACACACCAGCACAUCCCCUACCGCGAGAACAAGAACCUGACCGGCACCGCGCGCUACGCAUCCAUCAACACACACCUGGGAAUCGAGCAGUCUCGUCGUGAUGACCUGGAGUCUCUUGGCUAUGUCCUGAUGUACUUCAACCUGGGCAGUCUGCCCUGGCAGGGCCUGAAGGCUGCCACCAAGAGACAGAAGUACGAACGCAUCAGUGAGAAAAAGAUGUCUACCCCCAUCGAGGUCCUCUGUAAAGGAUAUCCAUCGGAGUUUGCCACGUACCUGAACUUCUGCCGUUCUCUGCGGUUCGAUGACAAGCCCGACUACUCGUACCUCAGACAGCUGUUCAGGAACCUGUUCCACAGACAGGGCUUCUCCUACGACUACGUCUUCGACUGGAACAUGCUCAAGUUUGGUGCCAACAGGGCAGCGGAGGAUGCAGAGAGGGAGAGGAGAGCUGGUGAGGACAGACUGAGACAGGGACAGGCCAGGGCCCCUGCAGGGGCCAGGGGGAUCCCCUCCGCCUCCGGACGACCCAGAGGAGCACAGGACGCAGCCGCACCCGCACCCCUCACACCCACCUCACACACAGGUAUGGAGCGAGAGAGGAAGGUCAGCAUGCGUCUUCACCGUGGAGCUCCUGUCAACAUCUCCUCCUCAGACCUGACUGGACGACAGGACUCACGCAUGUCCACCUCACAGGCUCUCUCUCGUGUCACCCCCAGUGGCCUCCAGUCAGCAGCCCCUCGAUGAGUCCCUCUGCCCCCAUCACCACCACCAUCACCACCCUGGAGGGUUAAACCAUGCACGGCCCUAACCAUACCACACACCAACACACACACCAUACCACACACCAACACACACUUCAAUACCUGGAGGACGCUUACUGAAACAACCAGUCAACCCAUCAGAUGCCUGGACUCUUACACAAUCAACCAAUCAAAAGGCAGGACAAGGACCUCGUCAUCCGCUAGCAACUCCAUCCAUCCAACCAGCCAAUCAAAACACACAGACUGAUGCUCUGCCUCUUUGACAUCAACUGAUCUCUGCUAAGUAACAAGCUCAUGCUGUUGUAACAGGGUGGAUGACACACACACUCUCUCUCACACACACACACACACACACUCUCUCUCUCACACACACACACACACACACACACACACACACACACACACACGACUCAGAGAGCGUUCAGCCGUGCUCAUCGGGGAUGUAAGAGGAGGAGAUGACACGGGGAUGGAGGAGGAGAAACAAGAGAGGGGGGAAGGAGGGAUUUUGUUGCCCCUGGCACACCCAGAACAGUCACUGCCCCCCCACCCCUCUGCUUUCGUGAACCCCAGCGAGGACACUGACAUGGGGCACACAGACCUGCUUAACGCCCCUUACACACCUCAUCCUCCAUCACUUCUCUCCCUCUCUCCUACUCCAUCACUUCUCUCUCCUACUCCAUCACUUCUCUCUCCUCCUCCAUCACUUCUCUCUCCUCCUCCAUCACUUCUCUCUCCUCCUCCAUCACUUCUCUCUCCUCCUCCAUCACUUCUCUCUCCUCCUCCAUCACUUCUCUCUCCUCCUCCAUCACUUCUCUCUCCUACUCCAUCACUUCUCUCUCCUACUCCAUCACUUCUGCUGGACCAGAUGCUCCUCCCAGCCAGACAGUUCUCCUCCAGAGUUGCUGUCCUGAU